Messenger RNA from Symphalangus syndactylus (siamang), 4022 nucleotides. RefSeq names its product spermine synthase (gene SMS). The record is from RefSeq and is a predicted model, not a curated record. Lineage: Eukaryota; Metazoa; Chordata; Mammalia; Primates; Hylobatidae. Gene Ontology annotation, molecular function: spermine synthase activity. Gene Ontology annotation, biological process: spermine biosynthetic process.
UUGGAGCAGGGCGCGGCCAUUGGUGACGCACGCCGGGGAGCACGGCGCCCACGGUUCCACCAUUAGCGAGGCCUCACACCCGGCGCUCCAAGUUCGGGGCUGGAGGCGUCCCGGCUUCCUCCCUCCCGGAGGCGGGACCGGCCCCGCCCCCGCGCCCCGGGUCGCUCCCGGCGGCCCCUCCCACCUCCUAGUCCUGGCCUCCCCGGGCGCAGCGCACUCCCCGCCGGCCGCAGCCUGACACGCCGCGCGGCCCCCCAGUCUCCCGCGGCCGCUCCCCCAGGCAUGGCACAGGGCCUCGCCUCACUAUGGCAGCAGCACGGCACAGCACGCUCGACUUCAUGCUCGGCGCCAAAGCUGAUGGUGAGACCAUUCUGAAAGGCCUCCAGUCCAUUUUCCAGGAGCAGGGGAUGGCAGAGUCGGUGCACACCUGGCAGGACCAUGGCUAUUUAGCAACCUACACAAACAAGAACGGCAGCUUUGCCAAUUUGAGAAUUUACCCACAUGGAUUGGUGUUGCUGGACCUUCAGAGUUAUGAUGGUGAUGCGCAAGGCAAAGAAGAGAUCGACAGUAUUUUGAACAAAGUAGAAGAAAGAAUGAAAGAAUUGAGUCAGGACAGUACUGGACGGGUGAAACGAUUACCACCCAUAGUGCGAGGAGGAGCCAUUGACAGAUAUUGGCCCACCGCCGAUGGGCGCCUGGUUGAAUAUGACAUAGAUGAAGUGGUGUAUGACGAAGAUUCACCUUAUCAAAAUAUAAAAAUUCUACACUCGAAGCAGUUUGGAAAUAUUCUCAUCCUUAGUGGGGAUGUCAAUUUGGCAGAGAGUGAUUUGGCAUAUACCCGGGCCAUCAUGGGCAGUGGCAAAGAAGAUUACACUGGCAAAGAUGUACUCAUUCUGGGAGGUGGAGACGGAGGCAUAUUGUGUGAAAUAGUCAAACUAAAACCAAAGAUGGUCACUAUGGUAGAGAUUGACCAAAUGGUGAUUGAUGGGUGUAAGAAAUACAUGCGAAAAACGUGUGGCGAUGUCUUAGACAAUCUUAAAGGAGACUGCUAUCAGGUUCUAAUAGAAGACUGUAUUCCGGUACUGAAGAGGUACGCCAAAGAAGGGAGAGAAUUUGAUUAUGUGAUUAAUGAUUUGACAGCUGUUCCAAUCUCCACGUCUCCAGAAGAAGAUUCCACAUGGGAGUUUCUCAGACUGAUUCUUGACCUCUCAAUGAAAGUGUUGAAACAGGAUGGGAAAUAUUUUACACAGGGGAACUGUGUCAAUCUGACAGAAGCGCUGUCGCUCUAUGAAGAACAGCUGGGGCGCCUGUAUUGUCCUGUGGAAUUUUCAAAGGAGAUCGUCUGUGUCCCUUCAUACUUGGAAUUGUGGGUAUUUUACACUGUUUGGAAGAAAGCUAAACCCUGAAGAUCAAUAGCCCCUAAUCACAUGUGCUGCAAAUAGCCUUCCUGACCUCCAUAUGCUGUACAUGACAUCAAAAUGAGUCAGGCAAUUGAUUGUGAAUUCCUUAAAGUUUUCCUUUUUUUAAUAAUUAUUUUUAAUUUAAAAAAGCAAAUGGAAAAUGUAUAUUUUGGUGAGCUUAGGGUGUUUUUUUUUUGAAAGUCAGCUGAAGGAUGGUUAGACAGCACAGCGAAGACUGCUAAAUGCACUGACCGCCCCCCCAUUAGAAUGUGAUUUUUGUUCCUUUUUAUUUCUCUGUGGGCUUUUGUUUUUGUUUUUGUUUUGGUAGAUCGUCAAUUUGGAUAUUUGGAGGAGUGAACAUCGUUGUUUUGCUGGAGGGAAGAUCUUGAUGGUGUUUCUUUCCCCAAAAAUUGACUUAGAUAUUAAAAUUUGGUGCUUAUAAGAGAGAGUUAAAAAAAAUAGGAUUGCUUCAAUUAAAAUUACAAAAGAGACAUUUCACGUGUUCUGUCGUUUUAUUUCAGCCCAGUCCCCUCUUUCUGACUUGUGAUCUCAUAGAGCAACGGUAUCUCCCGGUCUGUUUUUAGUUCUGUCACUCGAUGUCAUUUAUCGCUUUAUAAUAGGAUGGCCUUGGGGCCUUUUUUGAACAGUAAUAAUGACUUCAUUUGCCACCGUGCUAAAUGAUACACAACCUGUUACAUUCACCAGUCCUUCAUUAUACCAUUGACCUGAGGCUAGCAAGAGAUUUUGUCUGACUGUAAAGUUGAAAGUCAAAAGCUUAUUUCUAUUCCCACUCUUACCAGUGUAUUAGAUGUGGAAAUAAAAGUCAUUUUGGGUAGCUGCUAUGAAACUUUCUGAGCAGAUUCUUGGCUGCACCGAUGUAUGACAGAAUUUGUGGAGAGGCCUGUGGCAAUGUGAGCAACUUGAAAACUCCUAAGGAAGUGCAGGUAGCUAACAGCUUGGUGGUGUUUGUGGGUAACGAUCCACAUCACAUUGACUUGGAUUGUUAGACAUCAGUGGGUUAUUCUGUUGUUUUUAUAAAAGGUUUAUCCUGUAUCAAUGGAAUGAGUCAUUUAUGGUGAAUUUGCAAUAAGCAAAGCAUUAAAAAUGAAAUAUUCAGUGUCCAUUUUGAGAUAGGAUUGGUGUCAACACAGAACAUUCUUCCUCCCAAGGUAGGAAUCAAUAGUAUGGUAUGUAAAAAAAAAAAAUUUUUUUUGAGACAGAGUCUUGGUCUGUCACCCAGGCUGGAGCGUAGUGACCUGACAUUUUUUUUCUUAAAUAAGUGAAUGUCUACUUUUUCUUAUCUUUUUUCUUUUUCUUUUUUUUUUUUUUUUUGAGACAGUCUUGCUCUGUCGCCCAGGCUGGAGCGUAGUGGUGCGAUCUCUGCUCACUGCAACCUCCGCCUCCCAGGUUCAAGCGAUUCUCCUGCCUCAGGCUCCCGGGUAGCUGGGAUUACAGGCGCCCGCCACUGUACCCGGCUAAUUUUUGUAUUUUUUAGUAGAGAUGGGGUUUUGCCAUUUUGGCCAAGCUGGUCUUGAACUCCUGACCUCAGGCGAUCAGCCCACGUCAGCCUCCCAAAGUGCUAGGAUUACAGGUGUAAGCCAGCACGCCCGGCCGCCUACUUUUUCUUUGUAUUAGAUUGGCAUGGAAGAAGAUGAAGAAUAAAGGAGUUAGUCAUGUUGUAAUUAGAUAGACUUAAAUUUUUCUUGUGCACAUAGGUUAAAAAUAGCAUUAGUAGACAUUCUCCCCAUCCCCUCCAACUCUACUGUAGUGCUUUGCAAAGCUCUGUGUACUGUGUAAGAUAUAAAAUGAUGGUAGUGUUAACUGUAGAACACUGUUUGGGGGUCAACAGAAUUGGAUUUUUUCUACUUUAUAAAAGAAACCAGGUAUAUGCUGUCUGGAUAUCGUGUUUUUAAUAACUGGGCAUGACUUUGUACUUGGAGACUAGCUUGAGGCUGGGGCAGCAGAUCCACUGAUAAAUCUGUUGACACAAGUCCUGCAAAGACCUGAGAGGUGGAAAUGAAGUGGAUCAGGUUGUGCCAGGCCAUGGGAGAUACAUUCAGGAGAGAAUAAGGGAUGUGGAAUGGGAAAGAAAGGAAUGGAAAUCUCUGUCUUUUCAUUUUGGGUGAUAACAGUGAAUUUUGACCCAACUCACUUCUUUGUAUUGGAGAAAGGAUGAUGUAUGUUUUGAACAUCUUUGUUACUGUUUUAAAACAAAAGCAUGCAAACUGAACUCUGAUAACUGAAAAUCCCCUCUGCUUUUGCUGACUUUUAAAGAAAUGUUAUAAGAUCUAGCAUUGUUGUUUUACUUUAAUGGCUGUGGUGUUAUAUAGUAUUACAGUCUCCUUUAUAACUUACACUGGAAUAUACUGUAGUAUCAUAUAGCUGCUUUUUAAUUAGAAACAAGACAAAUAUGACUGUUUAAAAUUCCAUUUAACACAUCAGCAGAUGUCAACAAUUUAUUUAAAAAAUGAAAUGCUGCUUUCUCGUAGAAGUGUGAUCGAUUGAAUAUUUUAGAGACUUGACUAAUGGUGAUCCAGCGGGGCUAGAGGAAGGCUAGGUUGACAGUGUUUUUAAUGGGCUGGAGCAGUGCUGAUGUCGAAAUAAAAAUGUGCUAGUACUUCC